UUCAACACGCUUCAAUCAAGUUUUGGCUAGGAGUACCUAAUAAACUGUGAGCUGAAUUUACUGUAUGGUAUAGCAAGGUAUUCCCUCAAAAGAGCAUCCAUUCUUUCCUGGUGCGUUGUUGCCCGGCAACCUGCUGAAUGAUGUCUCCAUGUUUGUCUGUAUUGUGCAAAGAACAAAAACAACAUCUGUAUCUUGGCAACGACGUGGCCAACAGAGAGCACCACAAUCUGCUUAAAACGUCGAAAUGAAGUCGGUUAAAUUUAUUCGGAGUGUGUCUGCGUGCGAACUCAACUGUAAACCGGCGGAGGGAUGUCUCAACAUGUGCGGGAUGUGUCCAUCGUGCGUGUUUGCCCCCAAACCACCGGGUUCCACUCCGUGUGUGUGGAAGGUGUCGGAUGAAUUCAGGAGGAGAUUCCUAGUGGAGCUUCUUUUACGCUGCAGAAACGUCCAAGUGCUCGAAAACAUCCAGAAUGUGCUGGGUGUAACAUCAUGGACUUUGUUCACUUAUGCCAGGUCAAGAGGCCCGACUUCGCCUCAGGAUCACCCCUGUCGCAGCACAGACCGAGCUCUGGAUGGGAAACCACUUGGCAUGGAUAUAAAUGAAGUCUGGGACUGGUUCAGCAGCAGUCCAGACUGGAUGAAAUCAUGCUAUCUUUGCCGUCUCUUUUCACUUUGUGACUCAGAACUUUUACGCAUGGUGGCCAACCUAACCAGCGUGCUCCUGGUCAGGCAAAAACGAGGGUUUCUGCAGUUAAACUUAGGUAGCCGCAAUACCAAUCAGUUUGAUCAGGACACUGAUGAAGACUCAGAGGACCCUGCUCUCAUGGUGGUGCCUGGAUCUUCAAAGUCUGUGUCUGGAGUCAGCCGAUACAGAGACUUCAUAGGUUGCCUACCUGUUGACCUGUCAAAGAGGAUACUAGGGCUGUUAGAGGAACAUACUUUAAGACGCUGCGAGAAGGUUUGUCAAUACUGGCAGAACCUUGCAAAAGAAACCAUGGAGGAAAUCAAGUUCAGAAGACAUUUCCAGGAUCAAAUUAAGACGAUGAUGAAGAGGUGCAACGGUUUUAACAUAGUCAGUCCUACUUACUCCAACAUCGUUGAAGUCCUUGUUCCCGCAAAGGAUGAUGAGAGAGCUGAUAUUCAUUCCAAUGUCCAGAAGGUCAAACCAUUUGAAGCUGCUUAUGCCAAAAUCAAAACCAAAACUGUACAAAUGGAAGAGCGAAAUGUUUAUUGUGGUGCAUAUUUUACCAAAGUGCUGCUGAACAAAGAAGACCCUCACAGGGUGGUGGACUACAGAGGCAGAUCAUUUAUGGCCACGGGUUCCAAGGACCGUGCGGUGCAUCUGUUUUAUGUGGCGUCAGAAACGAAAGCCGUGUCUGUGAUGAAGGGCCACAUUGGCAGCAUCCGGGCUGUGCUGCUCUGUGAGGACAGAGACCUGGUGAUAACUGCCAGCUGUGACGCCAGCAUCAGGUGUUGGAGUUUGAAGACAGACCGGUGUGAGAUGGAGCUGUAUGGUCACACUGGCACUGUCAACUGCCUGGAUGUCCACGCUGAUAGGCUUGUCUCAGGGGCUAAAGACUGUUUAGUAAAAGUGUGGAAUCUACAAACAGGAAAUCGUUUUGAGGAUUUUAAUUUCAAGCACCCAAGCUCUAUCCAGUGUGUGAAAAUCAACACAACCACAGUCUAUAGCAGCUGUGAUCGGGGCCUUGUCAAAAUAUGGGACAUGGAGAAGGCAUCACUGCUCAGGGUGAUAGAUGCCCACAGGAAGUCAGUGAAGUGCCUGUUCUUCGACGAAUGGCAUCUUCUCUCUGGGGACGUAAACGGUCAAGUCAUGGCCUGGAGUGUCAACUGUCACGCUAAAGAGUGUCUAAUGACCUUCAGCCACCCAAACAGGGAGGUCAAAUCUCUGACCCUUGUCUACCUGCGUGUUGUUACUGGCUGCGUGGACGGGAAGAUUCGUAUUUUUAAUUUCCUCACUGGAGACUGUUUGAGAGACAUCACAGCAGAGGCUGAAACAGGCUCUUUACUGUCUCUGCACUUCCAUGACAACAGUAUAUUAGUGAACACAACAUCCAGUGUGAGGCUGUACCAGUUCGCCAAAGUGUUCUGGGAGUCAGCAGAGAGAAGCCCCGGCGAUGUGCCAGCUCAGGAUGGUUCGGUUUCUGAGAAAUGUGCGGCUUCACUCAGAAAGCUUCCCUGCACCUCUUUCGAGGCAGAUCACAAAGCACAGCUGGCUUCACCCAGCCGAAAGAUGCACGACUGUGACAGCAAGAAGCCAGAGAGAGCAGAGCUGCGUUACCACACCCGCUUCCUGUUUACCCCCACUAAAUGCCAAACACAAGUCAGUGGUGGGGCUGCUAAACAGUCAGUGAUUCUUAGCGAGAAGGCAACGUGUGAACGGAUGAAGAAGAGAGGUCUUCAUCGUCCUUUGACACGUGACUCCAUCCUCCUUAGAGUCAGUGCCAUUCAGAGGGCGCAGUGCACGGAUGAAGUUAGCGUCAACAUGGAGUGCAACGCAAAGCUGCGUGAUUCCUGGGGUCCUCACAUGACUCAGGAUCCUCUACACUCUGACAUCCAGGCCCUGAAACACAGGAGGGCCAAGACCUGUGACCAUAUUCUGAAGAGAGGCGCCAGUCAAACUAUAACAAACACAGAUGUCACCACUGCUCCUAACACCACUAGGAGACACCAUCACUGCUUAUUUUCUAAAGAAACACAGACUCACACUGCUGACACACAGAGGGCAAUCAAGAGGGUCGGUGCUAAAGAGGGGCCACAGGCUCCGGAGCGCAUUCUCACGACGUCACUACCAAAUCUAGAGUACGGCAUAAAAACUGCUACCAGCUUACCCAAGAUUAACCCUUUUGGACCCAUUCAGAGAGAAGGGGUGAUUCAGGCUGGAAGACGAUGUCCAGUCCGAGAGGGAACUCAUGCAGAGAUGUGAACGAAAACUGUCCAAUAGGGACACCGUGAGACAGGUCACAUUUGUGAUCAUUUGAUGAAUGAUAUGAAUGCCAACCGAACUCCAUCACCACUGCGCAAUUUACAUUUUCAAGGCACCUUUGAUGUUUAUUUAAAACCCCACUAGAGGUCAGUAUUGUAUCAUCUGAUAGUGACCCAGAGUAAUUGCACAGUAUUUUUGCAGCAAGCUUUAGGGUUUUACUUUACUUUAAUUUUCAGGAUAUGAAAUUAAUUUGUCGUUUGAUUUGUAGCACAAAGUUUAAUUCUAGUUUUUUCUUUUCUUUUCUUUCCUUUUUUUUUUUUUUUAUUCUUUUUUGUUUUCUCAAGCUGUGAAUGUAUUGUGAGUUUCCAUUUAGAUAUUCAUCUGCUUAAUGUUAAUAAUGGGAGAGAGCACAUGGUUAAUUCACUGUGUUUUUGCCAUGUUUUUUAGUUUUAUAGUUUAUGUAGUUUUCUUUUGCAUUGCAUUAAAACUUAUGAAAAAAAACUUAUUGAAAUGAUAAGUAAUACUUUCAUAUUUUUUACAUUUUUAAAUCUGUUUUUCCCCCCACG
Messenger RNA from Seriola aureovittata, 3510 nucleotides. RefSeq names its product F-box and WD repeat domain containing 10 (gene fbxw10). Lineage: Eukaryota; Metazoa; Chordata; Actinopteri; Carangiformes; Carangidae. Bases 245 to 2944 code for a protein of 899 amino acids. The transcript is spliced from 12 exons. The record is from RefSeq and is a predicted model, not a curated record. Gene Ontology annotation, molecular function: protein binding.